AUGGAAGAAACUCCUAGCGAUUCUGGUCGUCAUGAAGAGCCGGACCCGAAUACAAAUGAAAAGUUCUUAGCUGCUGUUGAAAUCGUCAGUUGCAUGCCCAAAGAUGGUCCAGUAACGACAACAACAGAUGAAAAAUUGGUGUUCUAUGCUCUUUACAAACAAGCCACUGUUGGUCCCUGCAACACUCCCGAGCCCGCAUUCUGGAACGUGGUAGAGAAGUUUAAAUGGAACGCUUGGAACGACCUCGGUGAAAUGAACUCCAAUGUGGCCAGAGCGUCCUACGUCAACAAACUCCUGAAGAAAAUAGCGAGUGUCAACAAAAGUUAUGAUGCCGAGGUACUUUUAAAGGACUGGAUGCAUGGAGAGCUGUAUGAGAAACUGCUGCCCAAGUUCGCUAUCAUAGGACUUCGUCCUUCUGUGAGAAUAAGCAGUAGGAAGAGUGAAAAGUCAAUGGAGGAGAAUGACUACGUACCAAAGCAAUAUCCGGAGGCGAUUGAUGAGGAGGAGCACAGUGACACGCGCUCGCAUUCUUCAUCGCCCUUUGGGAACGCCAUUUCAGAUGCGGACUACGUGGAUUGCGACGAGGAUGGACGCAUUUCUAAGUCGUCAAAUCAUUCAGUGAAAUCGUACCAUGAAGUCGAACCGAGGUAUAGUAGGAAUAGAAGUGAUAGCGUCUUCACCAGGUACACCCAUCAGAUUGAAGACGAACUAAAGUUAAUUUCACAGCAGAUCCUGAACCUUUCCAACGCGGCUGAGCAUCGCCAUUCUUCGUUGAAAAGCAUCUUCAAAAAGGCGACGUUCUACAUGUUCAUGCCCAACGGGAUUUCUUGGAAAACCGUUCUCAUUCUGCUCGUCUGGCCAUUUAUUGCAAACAUGCUUGUAAAGAAGAUUAGAAAUAUGAUUGGUAUUUGA
Necator americanus (New World hookworm) is the source of this 912-nucleotide messenger RNA. RefSeq lists its product as uncharacterized. The record is from RefSeq and is a predicted model, not a curated record. Bases 1 to 912 code for a protein of 303 amino acids. NCBI's taxonomy places the organism in Eukaryota, Metazoa, Nematoda, Chromadorea, Rhabditida, Ancylostomatidae. Gene Ontology annotation, cellular component: cytoplasm. Gene Ontology annotation, biological process: fatty acid metabolic process. Gene Ontology annotation, molecular function: fatty-acyl-CoA binding. The transcript is spliced from 8 exons.